Molecule: messenger RNA, 1079 nt
Organism: Marchantia polymorpha subsp. ruderalis
Lineage: Eukaryota; Viridiplantae; Streptophyta; Marchantiopsida; Marchantiales; Marchantiaceae
Source: the annotation of a GenBank genome assembly
CGUUCGAUCGUGCCCUUCCUUGUCGGUCGAGCCCUUCGUCCCCGUCCCGGUACGAGGACCUCGUUCGGACAGAAGGGGAGCGGGGAUGGGGGCCGAGGAGAACGCUGGAGGAGGAUUGGCAGUGGCUUCUCGGCGGCCGGAUGUAGAUUGGCCGGGAAUUGGAAAGUCCACCGGGGGAGAGGGGGAAUUCGGCCUGGCGAUCGCCUGUACCUGGAUGCUCCAGGGGUGGACUUCCAUGGUUUCUGCAACGGAUUCGGUGGUCCGGGGCUCAUGUUGGACGUUUGAGGAAAGGCUGGGUGGGGUGGCCAUGACUCCGUCCUCAGCGCUUUGAUGCAGCUUAGCUUUUGAUUCUGUCUCCGCCGGAUACCUCGACCUUCAUGGCCCGGCAAGUGGAGGGCUCGCGUCGCAGAGUUCAAUUUCGCUCUCCCGAAAUUGAAGUCGAGAAUGAGCGUCGAUCGGAAGAAUUGAUGUCAGUUUCGUCCUCCGAUCAACCAUGGCAGGCUGGCCUGCCUUCCUGCCGCUGCCAUGCUUUAUCGAAAGAAAAGACUGGCAUUGAAUCAUGUCGACAGCAUGGAGACAAGCGAGGGCGAGGACGAUCGUUCCGACCUCCGAUGAUCCACACUUGCUUCGGUAUCACGCUCUUCUGUCUAUCUCUCUCUCACUUCGUCCUCGUCCUGUCCCUCGACCAUUAUUUCCAGACCCGUGAUGGAUGCAUGGAUGAUGGAAUCGUCAGACCAAUUGCGUGUUCUCGGGCUUUCAGCCUCUCCAUUGCCCCUUCCAGUCUUGCUUCAGAAUACUGGAGCUUCAAGGUCUUGUGCUUCCCGACGGCUCGAAAACACAGUGCCUCCUGAUGUAGAUGACUGCGAGCAACAAAGUGAUAAUAUCGAACGAUGAUUGUGGUAGAGUAAACUCUGCCAGGAAAUAGCCGAAUUCGCAACUUAUGUCUACGAAAGUCAUUCGAAAAAAUGUGAACAAAGAAAAACAUGGAUGAUCUUCAGUUCCACUAAUUCAACUUAUUAAACGAGAAAUGACUUAGAUACAAGGUCAGGACUUUUGACAGAAUUGAUCUGUUUCAGAUG